Messenger RNA from Coffea arabica (coffee), 530 nucleotides. The record is from RefSeq and is a predicted model, not a curated record. Lineage: Eukaryota; Viridiplantae; Streptophyta; Magnoliopsida; Gentianales; Rubiaceae.
UCUGAAAUGAUAGGUCAAAAAUUUUGUAACAUUUAAUUUACAGGUAUGGAGUGUUUUGGUUUCUGUAAGAUAUCAUGUUGCGUUGCUUAGACGGUGUGAAGCAUUUACUUGCUGUUGUUGUCAAUUGCUGUGAUUCUGAAAUUUAUAAGCAACCCCGAGGAUUAGAAAAUCCUGAAGCUCUUGCAAGGGAGACUAUCUUCAGUGUCAGUGAGAUAGAGGCACUGUAUGAAUUAUUUAAGAAGAUCAGCAGUGUUGUGAUUGAUGAUAGGCUUAUCAACAAGGAAGAGUUUCAACUUGCACUAUUUAAGACAAAUAAAAAGGAGAGCUUGUUUGCUGAUCGGGUAUUUGACUUGUUUGACACAAAGCAUAAUGGGAUAUUAGAUUUUGAGGAGUUUGCACGCUCUCUUUCAGUCUUUCACCCAAAUGCUCCGAUUGAUGAUAAGAUUGAAUGUAACCAUCUUUCUUUUUACUUCUUAUUUCUUCUUUACGCCGUUGUUUCAUGCAUAUACUCCCUGGUUUUGCUUUGCGGU